Helicoverpa zea (corn earworm) is the source of this 1429-nucleotide messenger RNA. It is a transcript of the gene AST-A, whose product is annotated as helicostatins. The record is from RefSeq and is a predicted model, not a curated record. Bases 91 to 777 code for a protein of 228 amino acids. Gene Ontology annotation, molecular function: neuropeptide hormone activity. NCBI's taxonomy places the organism in Eukaryota, Metazoa, Arthropoda, Insecta, Lepidoptera, Noctuidae. The transcript is spliced from 4 exons.
UCGACUCACAGUUUGACGCGGUGUCGGUAAGGACAUGCCGCAUUGAACCGUGUCUGUGAACACUUACGAAGCUCCGAAAACAUAUUCAGAAUGCUGUACUCCUCACUACCCGUCUGCUUCCUCGUGCUCGGUGCGGCUCUCUGCGCCCCCGAGCGGAUGCAAAACGAGGCUGAACCCCACGACCUGCAGCCCCACGAGGCUGAGCCCCACAGUGACCACGUAGCCCCCCUGGCGAAGAGAUCACCCCACUACGACUUCGGGCUGGGCAAGCGCGCUUAUAGCUACGUGUCGGAGUACAAACGACUCCCGGUUUAUAACUUCGGAUUGGGCAAGAGGUCUAGGCCCUACUCCUUCGGCCUGGGCAAGCGCUCUGUAGACGAAGACCAGUCUAAUGAUGAACAGCAACUCACCACCAGCGACCUCGACCAGGCUGCCUUAGCUGAGCUGUUCGACCAGUAUGAUGACGCAGCAUACCCAGAGAAGCGCGCACGCCCCUACAGUUUCGGCCUCGGCAAACGCUUCGCUGACGACGAAACCUCCGAAGAGAAGCGAGCUCGGGCAUACGACUUCGGCCUAGGAAAACGACUACCCAUGUACAACUUCGGACUGGGCAAGCGGGCUAGGAGCUACAACUUUGGCUUGGGCAAGCGAUACAGCAAAUUCAACUUCGGCCUGGGCAAGAGGGAGAGGGAUAUGCAUCGUUUCAGUUUCGGCCUGGGCAAGCGGUCGGGAGAUGACGUUUCGGCCGACGAUAGCGACAAUUAUUUUGACGUUUAAAUAAUUUUGUUAUUUUAUGGUUAAGUGAUAUCGCUAUUGGGAAUUUGCGUGGGAGCAAUGUUUCUUGUACCAAAGAUUAAUUUAUUCUUUAGACUCUAGAUAAAUAUUUUAUAAUUGUUAUUAAUACUACCUCACCUUUUCGCAGAUUUUCAUGUGAAAAAUCCAGCCAGUUUUCACAAGGAAAUCUCAAAGAUGUUAUGUUUUUACUUUAUUAUGUGGGUUUUUCUCUUUUAAACUUUAUUUGUACAUUUCCACGUAAAUUUUCAUACAAAAACAGUUAAUUAAUAAUAAUAAGAUUUUUGACUGCAUACUUCAAAUAAUUUAGACAUUUCGAAUAUUAUAAAAAUGUAUUAGAAAGUGUGAUUCGAAAAGAGAAUGUAUUUUUAUGAUGUUUUUGGACAGUUCAAUUAUUUUUAAAAAAUUAUGUAUUAAUUGAUGUUUUAUUCAUUUAUAUUGGUUUAUAGACUAUUUUUAUUUACUUAUUCUUUUGUAAAUUAUUAUUGUUAUGAAUAAUAUGUAUAGUAUAGCAAUUUGUGUAAAACAUUAUUUUCUUUGUAUGUUAUAGAGAGUGUGGAGUUACGAUCGCGAAGUAAGACAUAGUAUAAGCUUAAACUCGCAUCUAUGUUGUUAAAUAAAUAAUGAAGUCUUAAAA